This is a messenger RNA of Ricinus communis (castor bean), 3271 nucleotides long. Its product is annotated as zinc finger protein VAR3, chloroplastic. The coding region runs from base 165 to 2915 and encodes 916 amino acids. The record is from RefSeq and is a predicted model, not a curated record. Gene Ontology annotation, cellular component: cytoplasm. Gene Ontology annotation, molecular function: mRNA binding. Lineage: Eukaryota; Viridiplantae; Streptophyta; Magnoliopsida; Malpighiales; Euphorbiaceae. The transcript is spliced from 5 exons.
CCAAGAUAUUUUCCAGCUUGGAAAACAAGGAUUGUUUUUAAAAAAGAAAUUCUUAGCCAAAUUACUCCACAAGUUCAAAUCCUCAUCAGUAAGUCACCGCCACUUAGGGUUUUAGCGCCACCGUCACAACCACCACAUCUCAUGCAUUUCCACCUCUAAGAGAAAUGGGCGGCGCCACCAGAUUCCUCAUGCUUCUCACCACCACCACGGCCACAGCUCCCUCUCCAUUUCUCCUCCAUCACUACCACCACCGCAUCCCUUCUCUCCUCCGCCUCUCCCGUCACCGUCGUCAACUUCUCCAUUCUCUCUCUCACUACCACCAUAAUUCGUCUCUUUGUCUUCCAGGCCCCUUAAAAAUCAAAGCUUCUCAACAACAGCAGCAGCAACUCCAUACCCAAACCGCCUCCUUAACUCGGGCUGCCGGUUGGCCUGUCCAUCCAUGGGCCGAAUGGUCCAAUUUCAUUAACAACCUAUCCAUCUCUGGGUACUUUAAUAGGCAAAUUGAAAUUGAUGAAGAUGAUGAGUUGAUAAUAACAGAUGGAGUUAAUUUGCCGGAGCAUUUUAUUUGUGCUGUUAAUGCUUGCUCUGCGUUUUCCCGCGAAAAACCCCACCUUUUAAGGAUGCUAUCAAGAAGAGAUAUUGAGGUGGUUGUUGAUAAAGGAAUGCCCUUUUUGUUUAAAAAUGGUGAUGUUUCAAAGAGGAGAAUGAUGUCGUUUCUGGGUAUACCUGGUGCUAAUGUGCAGAAUACUGAUAAGGCACACACAAUUGAUUUGGUAAGGUUUCUAUUAAGUUAUGCAAGCAAUCUUGUUUCUUCUAAGAAGAACAAUCUACCCAGUGAAGAAAUCGAGUCAUCUGUGCGAUAUCUAUUGGGUGAAUUGGCCCAGCUGAGUUAUACUCCACAGACAAACCUAUCUGUGUCGGUGCAAAACCAAUUCCCAGAUAGAUAUGAACAAGCAUCAAGGCCUCUUGGGCAAAACAUUGAAAUGAAAAGAGGUGACUGGAUUUGUCCAAGGUGUAGCUUCAUGAACUUUGCAAGAAAUAUGAAAUGCCUUGAAUGUGAAGAAGCACGCCCAAAGAGGCAGCUUACUGGUGGGGAGUGGGAGUGUCCUCAAUGCGAUUUCUUUAAUUAUGGGAGGAACAUGGCGUGCUUAAGGUGUGAUUGCAAGCGGCCUGGACAUGUCUCACUUGGUACCACCAAUUCUAGAUCAGGUCUGGGUUAUGGCAAUGGUAGUGAUGCAAAUAGAGAUGAUGUGGAUAGCAGGCUGGCAGCCAAUGAAGAGAAGGCACAGCGUUGGUUUAGCAAGAUCUCUCAGAUGGAUAGUAAUUCGGACAUGGGCAGUGCCAUAGCAGAUGAAGAUUUUCCUGAAAUCAUGCCAUUGAGGAAAGGAGUUAAUAGAUUUGUUGUUAGCACAAGAAAGACACCACUUGAAAGGAGGCUGGCCAAUGCCGAAUAUGAAAGAACUUCUCGUAACAGUAGCCCUGUUGAAAGCACAGGUGCAAAUACAUCUGCCAGUCAACCAAUCAGCCAGAGAUUGGAUGCGAUUCUUGGACGUAAGACAGCUGGUUUUCAAUCUGAUGACAAGACUUUCAACAUUGGACAAAAUAUGGAAUCAAAUACUCCCUCUUCUACUUCCAAUUAUAUUCCAUUUGUGCCCUUACCUGCAGAUAUGUUUGCCAAGAAACUUGAUAAGACACAAAUGGACAAGAGUGAGGCGGAGAUGGACAGUAAGUCUCUUGCGUCAAGCACUGGUGAAAAAACAGCUUCUGGGAGUGAUGGAUAUAGUAAAUCAUCAGAAAAUUGGCAGCCUUCUGAGAAUCCCAUGGGCCGGGAUCUGAGCAAUGAAAAGGAAAGAGAACAAGCGGAAAAAUCUGAGAGAUGGUUUAAGAGAGUUGCAGAGCUGCAUAAUGUUAAAGAUUUGGCUAGUGAGAUUUCAGACGAGGACUUCCCUGAAAUCAUGCCAAUGCGAAAAGGAGAGAAUCGAUUUGUCGUCAGCAAAAGGAAAGAUCGUUCUUUGACUUCUCCAAUGUACAAGAGACGUAUGGCCAUGGAACAAGCUAGUGAUACAAACUUUGUGCCUUUUGUCCCCUUCCCACCAAACUACUUUGCUCAGAAGGAUAAUCAGCAGUCAGGUGGAGCUGAUUCAGCUAAUAAUGCUAGGAGUGCAAUCUCAAAUUCAAAUUCAAAUUCUACAGCAACAGAAGAGCUUUCAGAAAAGUUGGAUGACAGUAAACCUGGGCCGCCUGCUGCAGCUUAUGUUCAAGGGAUGGAAAAUCAACAAGACAGUACAGGGAGCACUCAAUCGAGAGCUUGGAAGAACUCAAAUGAAAGCAAGGCAGAUGCAACUUACGAGGCACUAACAAGUGGUAAAUCAACUCAAGAUAUUGUUGAUACCCUGCCUAAUAGAAGGAAUAGUUGGACCAGUGGAUAUUCUAGGAAUGAGAUUGUUAGUGGUAAAUCGAAUCUUAUGGAUAGUUCUAUACAGAAUUAUACAACUUCCCCGACAAGUGGCAAGGAGAGUAGGAACAGUGGAUUCUCUAGUGAAGAGAAUGUCAAGGAGGUGGCAAGUUUGACAGAGGCUAUAUCUCAUCCAUCUAAGAAUCAGGACAUCAGAGAGAACUGGAAUGGAAAAAGUUUGGAAGGGUCAGCAGUGAAGGAACCAGAUCCUCUGGACAUGUCAGAGGAAGCCAAGGCAGAGAGAUGGUUCCGACGUGUUGCCCAGAUAAAGGACAUCUCAGAGUUGAGUCAGAUCCCAGAUGAAGAUUUCCCAUCAAUAAUGCCAAUGCGGAAAGGUGUUAAUAGAUUUGUAGUGAGCAAAAGAAAAACACCAUUAGAGAGGAGGUUGACAUCUACUCAGUAUAGAAAAAGUCUUCCAACAGUGAACUCUGAUCCAGUAAAGAAAAGUGACAGUAGUUGAUGCAUCACAUAAGAUUAUAUCAAGUUAAGUUACUUGGAUCCUUGAGCAACUUCCGUUCCUUGUACUCAUAGAGAAGAAACCUUUCUAGGACGUUGUCUAUUUGAGCUUUAUUCUUCUACCAGGAGCGAGUAUUUGGGUAGGCUGAUACAGUCAGAAGGUCAAAUCCUGGAAGUUGCAGGAUUCAGAUGCUUCUGCUAAUGCAAAAACGCGAUACAGAAAUGAAAAAUAGACCAUGCAUAAUGCAUGUAUGUCACGGUCAACAUUUUUUUUACAUAUAAAAGCUGGAGAAAUUGAUUGUCCGAACCCGAAACAUUGAUUCAAGUAAUAAAGGAAUUUGAAAGCGUUUAUGUAUCGAA